CUUUCCAAAACCCGUCUCUGUUAGAGUCCAUCCACGAUUUGGUGUUCUGUACUCAAAAGACACGUUAUGCGUUUCAUCUAAGUGGAAUUAUGUCGAUAUAAUCAGGAAGGAUCGUGUAGUUAUUGGCCAAGAGUAUCUGAUCUCGUUUCCUGAUUCUCAUGAAACGCCAACAUUGGUGCAUGCUUCCCACGAGUCAAUCAUAUCUGCCGGUGCAUGUUUCCCGUACACAGACGAUUCCGGCGCCAAAGUCUUGUGGGAUGUUGAAUCGGGCAGUCGACGUGUCCUUUUCGUAGAAUGCAAACUUCCGAAUGCAGCACUUGGUGAAUCAGAAGCAAUGUCAGCUUCUGCUGCUCUUCCUGGAACAUUUGUUCACGUCUUGUGUUCCAAAACCGGCCGAAAGCUAAAAACGAUAAAACUGCCCACUGAGAAAUCUGGGACGACACCUGCUGUUCAUGGAAAAGUCUAUGGAUCGAGCCACCAAUCAAAACAUUUUUCCGCCUGUCGAUUUUGCCCCACAAAUCCUAAUAAGCUGAUAUUUUUGGCUGAGGCUCCUAAAGUUAAUGCUAAUAACGAGGAAACGCCCAGCAUUCCGGAAAAAUCCCCUUUUGUUUUGAAAGAAAGUUGGGGUGAAGGGUUGAGUGGCAUCACGAGACCAGUUAUUUGUCUACUUGAUGUAGAAACGGAAGAGGUUGUUUGUGUUCAAUCCAAACUGGAGAAGCUUGCUCCCGAGUCAAUUCACUGGUCGUUUGACGAACCGCACUACACCCCAGACGGCAACGGCAUAAUUUUUGUCGCCUACGACAAUAACCCUUACCCGCUCGGAUUAAUUUACUGCCAUCAACGGGCGUCAAAGUUGCUGUAUUGGAACUUUGAAACCUCCCAGUUACAGUGUCUCAGUCGAGGUGCCCACGCGGUCUGUUGGCCGCGCUUUUCGCCCGACAACUCCAAGUUGAUUUGGUUCGAGGUACCGGCAAGUGGACCACAUGGACAGUGUUUUGAGAUGCUCGCCCACACCUGGCCUCCAUCUCAACCGACACCAGAAGUAAUUGUCCCCCUUGUCGCUCUGCCGAAAGACGAAUCCGACUUUCCGGGUCUUUAUCUUGGUGCCGGCGUCCGUGAAAGGUGUUGGACAAGUGACAGCAAGGCGGUUGUCUUGUCGACCACCUGGGGCGCAGAAACGGCUCUGGUACACAUUAACGUAGACGGGGACACACCAAAUCGGAUCACUCGUUUUCCAUCACCCUUGGAACAAGUUGAGGGUGGUGGGGGUCACGGAACGGUGUGUUUGAUGGACCUUUGUGAUGACGUACUGGUUGCCUCCGUUAGUUCGCCCUCAGUCCCUAAUUUUAUAGCUGUUGCGAAGCUUUCACACGAGAACGUUUGCAAAACAUGCUGGCUUAAUUUAAGUUUAACCGGUGAAAACCAACCAGUGGUACCUUUCGUUAAAGGACUUGCCUGGAGAGUGCUUAGUCAUUCUGCUGACAUUGCGGACGAGCGUUUCGGCGUGAAGCGUUUUGAGUCGAUUCUAAUCCACCCUACCUCAAAUUCGGCGAAUCUGCAGCUCAGCAUUGGCCCUCACCACAAUGGCGACGGUAUCGCCUGGAAGAGCACUUUGGGUCUAGUCGUUAUCCCCCACGGUGGUCCCCACUCCGUGUUCACUGCCGAGUGGUUGCCCCAGGUCGCUUCUUACGUCGGCGCCGGCUUCGCCUGCCUCCUCAUCAACUAUCGGGGUUCUACUGGCUAUGGCAACUGUAGCGUCUACUCACUUCCCGGAAAAUGCGGCACCAACGAUGUGGCGGAUUGUGUUCAAGCAACUAAGGAGGCCCUUCGUGAGUUGUCAUCACCUGACUUGCCGUGCGUUCUGCUGGGUGGUUCCCAUGGGGGCUUCCUGGUGCUGCAUUUGGCCGGUCGACACGCGGCCAUGUAUCGUGCGGUUGUGGCCAGGAACCCCGUGACUAAUCUUGUGAGCAUGCUGAGCACGUCGGACAUCCCCGAUUGGUGCUGGACGGAGGCGGGUAUCGGAGUGGACGAGACGCGUGUGGAUCCGAAACACCCUGAGAAGUUGUGCCGCGAAUGGACCUUCGACUGUGGUUUCUGCCCCACCAAACCAGAAGACCUGACUCGUCUGGCUAGCUGUUCUCCUAUCAUUCACAUUUCUUCCGCUUGGUCUGUGCCUGUGCUAAUGUGUCUUGGCGCCAAGGAUGCACGGGUGCCGAACGAGCAGGGGAUUGGCUUCAUGCGCACAUUGCGCGCGCACUUGGGACAGAAGGCGGGCGAGGCGAUGCUGCAGACCCUGCGUUUCCCCACCGAGUCACACCCACUGGAGAGUCCCGCGGCCUCUCAGGAGAACUUUGUCCGAGCACUUGAGUGGUUCUACAGCGCCCUCGGCCUCAUCCAGGAGUAA
This is a messenger RNA of Mesocestoides corti, 2404 nucleotides long. The record is from the annotation of a GenBank genome assembly. Lineage: Eukaryota; Metazoa; Platyhelminthes; Cestoda; Cyclophyllidea; Mesocestoididae.